Messenger RNA from Ascoidea rubescens DSM 1968, 1023 nucleotides. RefSeq lists its product as uncharacterized. The transcript has a single exon. The coding region runs from base 33 to 971 and encodes 312 amino acids. The record is from RefSeq and is a predicted model, not a curated record. NCBI's taxonomy places the organism in Eukaryota, Fungi, Ascomycota, Saccharomycetes, Ascoideales, Ascoideaceae.
CUCAGAUCAACAAGAUCUUCUCCAUGUAUAAGAUGCUCAGCUUGGUUCAGGUGCUUGUUUUGUUGUGCUGGGCCUGCUGCUCUGCUGCCUUUUCUGUCUCCAAUGGAUUGCUCUCCAUUGGGGCCCACGUCGAGAGCUUUGAUUCUCUUCAGGCCUUACAACAGCCUCCAAAACAGCUUGAAUUCACCUCCAGAUCUGAUAGUAUCAAAUUGUCUUUUGAGAUAUCUUUGUCUUCUGGCUCAAUUGCUUCGAGCUCUUUCUCUAAACCAAUUCAAUGCAUUGUCUCACUAUCCAAUGAACUCCACUACAAGGACAAUGUACAUUCUGAGAAUAAUAUCCUUGAAAACUAUUACUAUCCCACUAUUAAUGACAAUGGAAAAGUUGCUUUAAAAAUUGAUUUAAACAAAAUUCCUAAAAACUUACUACUCAAUUCAAAUUCGUUAAAUCUAAACUUAAUUAUAGCAAGUUACGAUUCAAACUCAAUUGAGGAAAACAUAUUUCAAAAGAAUUUAUUUAAGAUCAAAUUUUCAAACGAUUUAAUUUCUUCCCAUCUCAAUUCUAAUUCAAAGGAUAAAAAGAAACACGCUUCAAAUCUUAACUCAAAUAAUAACAAUAACAAAAUUAACUCUUUUAAACCUGAAAUUUAUCAUAUCUUUAAUAAAGUCCCCGAUCAAGCAAAUAAAUCAUUAGAAUUACUUUAUUCUUUCUUAUUUAUAUCAAUUUCCAUCGCUUACAUAUCGUUUUUAAAUUUCAAAAUUUUAAAUCAAAAAGACUCUAAUUCCAACUCAAUUUCCAUUUUCUCAAAUUUGAAAAACUUGAAUGCAAUCAUAUUAAUAAUCUGUCUAUUUUCAUUUGAGGUUUUCUUUAUCCAAUAUUGGAGAUAUGAUAGUAUCUUUAACGUGUUGAUCAAAUUUUUCUCUUUAAUUGCUCCAACUCUAUAUUUUGGUUCAAAAUUUUUGAAAAAUAUAUAAACAAAUAUAUAUACAAAUAAAUUAUAAUAUAUCUAUAAUCAAUAUACACCGC